UAAAUCUCUUAAAUAAACGUGACGCCUGAUAAAAGCGCAACGGACACUUGAUUAGAAUUCAUUUAAAAGUUCCUAAAUUAUUGGCGUGUGAAUUUUUAUCUUUAAACGUGGCUCUUUAAGAAUUUAUGAAGAUUUAUUGUACUAAAGAUAUAGGUUUAUUGCAUAUAAACUGUAUAUGCGAAACUUAUAAGAGAUAAGGAAUCUCGACGACAACGACGCGAGGGAAGACGUUUACGUCGUGAACAACGUCAGGCAACAACCAUGACGUCAACAGUGGCACUUUCGAUGACGUCAGACGGAACACGUAGUACUAGUAUCACAGACAGACACACGUUUGCCGUUGCUACGACCUCACCGUUUCCGAGAAAGAUCACACUCACAAAGUCGGAGAGUUUGCAUUUUAACAGCCAAGAUCAUAACAGUAAUGGAAAACAUCGAGGUUUACGUAAGCAUGAGAGUUUCAGUUACGGGAACUAUUCGAAAGCUUCUCUCAUUGGUACAUUGAAAGAGGUGGCCGAAGAAGGUUCAUCCAAUCGUGGAACAGCUUGGAGUUCAAAAGGUCAAGGUACAAGUUUUGGGCGGUCUGAUUGGUCGCGUUAUUCACGUGAACCGGAAGCGAAAGAGGAAAUUGAGGGUAACGCCGAAAAUGACGUCACUCCAAUGGCGUCACCAGAACUAAAAAGUGCUGAUAGUAAAACAGAGGAUACAAGCAGCAUUGAUAAAUUUAAUAUGAGAAACACCGAUUGCUCUUUGACCGACAAGAAAGCAUUGUCUUUGAAAAGAAAUAUACCAGCAAGGGCGGGAAGUGUUGGACGUUACGAUUGGUCCAGACAUUCACGUGACCCUGAAAAUGAACAAGUCGAAAACCAAGGUAAGAAAAAAACUGUUAAUUAUACUGACGAAACCACUCAAAAGACUCCUGACGAACAAAAUAGAACACAUUUGACAUUUUCUGACGGUGAAUCAGAAGCUAGAGAGUCAAGGUUAUCACGAAAGGGAAGAGUUGAAGAAAUGAACCUUUUGUACUCAGAGACCGGAAGUCCUCUGCUUAGAAGUAAAGUUAGUUCAAAUAAUUCGAACACACGAGAACAUUUGAAAAACAAAAUGCGUUCGUUUGAGAUACUACCUACUUACCGACGACAGAAAAUGUCUACUUGGGGUCAUAGUUCGUUUGAUCAGAGUGAAGAUGGACACUCGGACACGGCGAGUGUGAAAACAGUGGAGUCUGCAGACGACAUGCUGAACGCUAGCUCCGAAUCGUUGCUCUCGUAUUCUAGUUUACCAUCUUCAGUAGAUACAGUUGGUGAAGUCCAAGUAUCAAUAGAUUCAGAGACUGAACACCAAGGUUUUAGUGCUAUAAAAGAUACCCUUAGUAAAUCGAAUGUUGAAAAUGACGAUUUAGUAUUUGGAUAUAACACUAUUUCGGAAAUGAAGAACACAAAGUGUAAGUCGAAUGCUGAAAAGUGCGUACCGAGAACAAAACCCCCCAAUAUUAGGCAGAGUUUACCGAAUUUACGAACAUCUGACUCAGACGACGUUUUACAAGAUCCUCUUAAGAAUUGUGAGCGAAAAGCUACAAUGCCAAAACCACCAAGAACGAAAAUGCGUAAGAAUCGUGACGUUCGGUGCGCGAGUGCAUCCGGAAGUGACGAAACAGUGCGACAAGCGUCUGUGGGAACCAGUGGGUAUUCAACAGACGAUUGUAGCUUGAAGACGACAGAUUCUGAAGAUGACGUCACCGCACGUGCUUCAGAGGACUCUGCCCAAAGACGGAAGUUAAACACAUAUUUCCUCGUGUUAAAGCGUCGCUCGAGCAUGGCAAUGAGGGCUGACAACUCUGUAAGUCAAAACGGCGGACAAUUUGGUGAGAAUUGCCGUUCUUUCCUGAAGCGGGUCACCAUGUCUGACCUCGCGAUUCCUGAUCACGUGGGCCAACUGACUGACCAAUCAGAGAACAAGAAAGUAUGGGGCGUGGUUCUGGACAUGCUUUUCUGCGUUUUUGAUGACGAAAAAUCAGAAAAGCCCCGUGACGUCAUUGUCCUCCCAGGAUGCAAUAUCAGACCGCUUGUGUACAAAAGUGCUAUAAAUGGUGUACAUAAUAAUUCACAAACUGUGUCAGGGAUUUCUAAAUUCCAGUUUGUCAUAGAUGACUGUAGUUCCAGUCGCAAAUACAUUUUUGGAGUUGAAUCGCAGCAGCAAUUAGAUAUAUGGUACAAGGUGCUGCAGAAAGCGUCCACUCUUGACCCAGAAAUGACAAAUGACAUUUCUACCUCAAACGGUCGCGAAUCUCCCCUGACUCUUAGCCCAAGACGUCUUUCACUGGAUGAAAACAUGUAUAGUACCGGUUAUUUCCCUUCCCAGGACUCACCGAAUCGCAAGCAAAAACUAAGCAGUCCAAGAAGUUCAGAAAGCCUCGAUACAAAUGUAUCCACAGACGACAGUUCUGUUAGCGGUAGUAGCCAUGUGACAUGUCAACCAAGUCCACGUGGAACACCGGGCAUGAUGCGAAACGAAGGCAGACGACAGUCGAUUCAGGAUUUUAAAAAGAAACUGAGACGCGAACACCCUGAACCGGAAGUGUCGAAACAUCAACCAAUCAGAGCUAUGCAUUUUGAAUCGAAGCAAGCAGACGACACCCCUCAUGUUCAACCAGAGAAGAAAAUGAAAGCCUUUGGUAGUCUUGAGAACUUGUUAAAAUUUACCCGUAAGAAACGGAAGUCGCAAAGUGAAGAUUCUGUUUCCAAUGACAGUUCAAGUAUUGUCAGUUCGAAUUCUGCUUCGACAGAGAAUGAUUUUAGUCAGGCGUCAAGAUCGGUCGAUAUUAGUGCACAAGAAUCAAAAAUGGGUAAAAAGAAAAACAAGCGAAUGUCAAGGUCACUGGAAUUCAAAGAGCCGAAAAAUGGCGUUAAUUCAGGUAUAGUCAGACGUGCGUCUGACAUAAAAGACAGAGUGUUCAGCAGACGACCGUCAAAAAAGUCUAUUAAGUUGGGCGACUUACAAGACUUAAGCAUGCAAGGAUAUCUCCAUAAUAAACACCACUUAAAGUGGCAAAAACUUUGGUGUGUCGUAUGCCGUGGAUGUUUCUAUGGUUUCAAAUCGCAAUCAGCAGACGACACGGCCCAACUGUCCGUUCUACUUGCCAAUUGUGCCGUUGUUUAUGUGUCAGAAAAGGACAAGCGACAGAAGCACAUAUACAUUUUCAAACUGACUCGAGAACGUUCAAAAAGCAUUUAUCUAUGUACAUAUGUCUAUACUGACCUUAUGAAGUGGUUGACCGUCCUUCAAAUGGAAUCUAACAGUGUCAUAUCAAAUGUGGACAACAUCAGACGACCGUCUGAGAGCGAAAACGAGAGCAUAUGCUCGUCUUUAUCUAGUCAAAGUAGUUCCAUGGUAACAAUGUCGUCUGCCGCUAGUGCUUUGGCCAAUGAGCAACAGGAAACCUCAAGGUCAAGGUCAAAGACGAAGAAAAAGGCUCCUCCAAAACCGCCACGUCAUUCCUCGUGUCCGCCUCCGUUGUCACGUGACUCAGGGACCUCGACAGGGGAGGAAACUCUCACUUCCGGUAGCAUGAGUGCAACGUGCGCGGACGAGCAGGCGUACAAAUCACAAGACGACUUGCCUCGUUAUGACAAAGCAGUUGCGCAUGUGUGGCAGAACGAUCGCGGGUACCUGUUCAACGCCAUCAGAGCGAAGAUGACGGCAUAUGGGAAGCGGAAGCCGGAAACCAUCUACAACAAGGAAUUGCCGGGUACCGGAAAUGAGGGUCUACUGGUUGUCCAAGAUGGCGGCGAAAGAAAGAGUAGGGACGUUCGAAGGACAAGGUCAUUUAACGUCCACUCCGCAAAAAUGUCUCCUCCAGAGGAACGCGAUGAGGUCGACGCUAUUAGACCAACGUCGCCGACGUCAACGCCAGAAUCUCCGUCAACUUUACGUAAACGUCACAAGCCGCUCGUGGUUAAGAAGGUGGAUGCGCGCGAAUUGGUGGACAAGCAGUCGAUCGCCGGGUACUUGGAACGAAAGAGCGUCAGCGCGCAGUGGAUUAGAUACUGGUUUGUGCUGCACGAGGGGACGUUGUUCUGCUACCUGACAGCAGACGACAACGUGACAGUUGACGUGUUGAAUCUCCAUGGUUACACAGUGACGAGCCUUGUGGACAAGUUUCGUGGAAAACGGUUCGUUCUGCAGCUCUCGCACGAGAACUUUACGUCACUUCACAUAUCAUUUGAGUCACGUGAGGAAAUGGAGAGCUGGGAUGCGUGUCUAAAUGAGGCACUCGAUAUGCAAUCCAGCAGGGUGAGCGACGGAGCAGACAGCACUUUACCAUCUUGUUCCGAGUGCACGAGCAACCGCGAUGACGAGGUGGGCGAGAAGCGAAAGCAGGUGAAACAGAAACUGCUCGAGGAAAUGUUGCGUCAGAAGCACGAGUUGGAGAAGAAACAGGCGCAAAGACAAAAGAAGCAGGGCCGGAUUAGUUUAGAUUCUCCUGAACGCCAGACCCUCCCCGAGUUUACGUUAGAGGACCAACGGACCAGUGACGUCACUCGCCUAAAACAACGCCGGAUGUCAACACAACUUAAGGUUGAUACGAUCCAGAAACAAAUCGAGAAACCAUCUGGUACAAAACGUGGAUUGUUUAGUUUCGGAAAAACUAAAAAGGUGGACGAAAAUAAAAACGAAUACCUGCAAGAUCAGAUAAAGGAACUAAACGAAAAGCUACACAAGAUUGAUACGGAUUUAAACCAUGUGGGAAGUGACAAAUACUACGAUUCAUUUGAUGUGAAUCAAAAUAAAAAGAAUAGUUCAGGGAAUAUGCCGUCACAAUUAAUGACGUCACUUUUAAUGACGUCAGACCGACCGAUUGAUAGCGACGACGAAAAUGGUCGUUCAAAAACAAUCAAAUCGGCAGUGCAGAAGUGGACCAACAAAACUUUUGCAGCGAAAAAGAAACCAAAUUCAAACGGUAAACCCUCUCUUAAUGGGAGUCUCCCAAAUAUGGCAAUGAAAUACAAUGGUGAUAUAAACUUAAACGGUGAUUCCGAACCGGAAACAGACACUUGCUCAGGGGAAUAUCUAGAAAGUAGUGUUACAGACUUGACCCGCCCUCUUGCCGAUUUGAAAUUAAGUUUAAAUCUUCCUCUGUCUGCUUCGCAAAACUCACAAAAUUCGUCCAACGGGUCGUGUUCGCCAUCUUUGAUACAGUAUAACAGAAGCACAAGUCGAACCAGCACCGCUUCGUCGUUAUCGUCACCGAGGCGGGAGAUAAAUCCAUCCGUCCUUGCAGAAAUCGAUGCAUUCGAAGAACUCACGAAGCAGGUGCUUGGAGCGAGAUCGCGUGACGUAACAGCCAAGUGACAUCAUCAGUGACGUCAUACUCUUAACACGUUUUCAUAACUUGAUCAGCUGACACAUACAGACGUUUAUAGUUUUCAUUGUAUUGAUAAGUGUAACACCCCUUGAACAUAGUAUACUUUUAGGAAACAGUUUUCUUUACAACAUUAUAAAUAUUUUUUUUACAUAAUUGUUAAAAAAGUAAAGUGGCCACAUCAUUUUACAAAAUAUUAGAUCUAUAUGUUGGACAGUGCAGGCAAUUGCUCUAUUUUCCCUAUUUUACUGACAUUGGACUCGUUUAAGAUGUGUUUUUUUUUGCUAAUUUACGUGUUUGUAUAUAUGUAUAUAACAAUAAACAUGUGCAAUUAAUUAUGAAAUGUAUCUGUAUAAAUAAAAUACAAAACACAUUAAUUUAAUCAGUUUUUCUAAUUACAAGAUGAAUUUCGAUCGCUGCAAAAUUUAUAGAUGGAAAUAUAAUUCCUGAACCUGCCAAGUAUGGCUGAAACAUACGGGUUACUUCGCCUGGCGUCGUCGUCCCCGGACGACUACGUGUAUGCUCUUUGAACUUGGUAUACGCAUUAGUCAUAUGGACAGUAGAUGGUGCCUAUCGAUUUGAGGGCCAGUAGGUCAAAAUCAUGAUGACCUUAAUUAGAAAACAUAUGAGCGUCUCCAACAUGCGACACCCUCUGAUUCGCGGAAACCUAGUUUCAAUAAAGGCUAAUUGCUAAUAAACGUAUAUAAAGCAUGCUAUUUUUACCAUCUUUGACCGAUGCUACAAUCUAUAGGUUGCGCAUGCCAGAAAUGGUAUCCUACUCACUUAAAAACACUCCGAACGUAGCAACUAAGUUUUCGAUCAUUGUUUUUCCACCAAUCUUGUCAAAAUGAAAAUUGUAAAUGGAACAUUUCUAAUCUUAGCUUUUGGAAAAAACAACAACUUUGAAGCAGUAGUUGCUUUUCUGACCUUCUAGUGAGUUAAAGCUGCUAGGAUCAAACAUAAACAAAAGUGGCGAACUGUCAUAAGAUAUGCCCGUCGUAAUAAUGUUUUGUUUUGUUUUAAGUUUGUGUAUUUAUGCAAUUCACACACACAACUCUGGCAUGACUGAUACGACAUUGCUUAUUAUUGAACAUGGCCGAGAUUAUCUGCCUCAAAUUUGGUGAUAUGAUCGGACAAAACCUCCUCGAAUUACAGCGUAGACAUAUAUGGAGGCUAUUCGUUGCCAAAAGUCCAGACGUGUAUGUGUGUAUUUUAGGUUUGUAACAUUGAUGAUUUACCAAUUUACAUUUUACAACCGCCAACUCAUCGGUUGUAUGUUUACAUUUGACACUGCACAUUUUCAUUUUUCAUUGUACCAAUUGGAGUUUUAUUCUCGUUGCAUCUAUUCAACAAUGAAUUUGGA
Messenger RNA from Mya arenaria, 6725 nucleotides. RefSeq lists its product as uncharacterized. The transcript has 12 exons. Gene Ontology annotation, molecular function: SH3 domain binding. The record is from RefSeq and is a predicted model, not a curated record. Lineage: Eukaryota; Metazoa; Mollusca; Bivalvia; Myida; Myidae. Bases 262 to 5352 code for a protein of 1696 amino acids. Gene Ontology annotation, cellular component: cytosol.